This is a messenger RNA of Phalaenopsis equestris, 1281 nucleotides long. Its product is annotated as E3 ubiquitin-protein ligase RGLG3-like. The record is from RefSeq and is a predicted model, not a curated record. NCBI's taxonomy places the organism in Eukaryota, Viridiplantae, Streptophyta, Magnoliopsida, Asparagales, Orchidaceae.
GUAACAUCGGCGUUGAGAGAAUCUGGUCUCGAAUCAUCUAAUUUAAUUCUCGGUAUUGACUUCACAAAAAGCAAUGAAUGGACAGGAAGGCAUUCAUUUAGAAGGAAAUCUCUCCAUGCUCUUAGCAAGGCCCCUAAUCCAUAUGAGCAAGCCAUUUCUAUCCUUGGUCGUACUCUUUCUUCCUUUGAUGAGGACAACUUGAUACCUUGUUUUGGGUUCGGUGAUGCAUCCACUCGAGACCAACAUGUGUUCAGUUUUUUCGGCGAUCACCGUCCUUGUUGUGGUUUUGUGGAGGCCCUCGAGCGAUAUAGGCAGAUUGUUCCUCAUCUUAAUCUAUCAGGGCCAACCUCAUUUGCUCCAUUGAUUCAUGCAGCAAUCGAUAUUGUUGAGAGGAGUAAUGGACAAUACCAUGUGCUUGUAAUUAUUGCUGAUGGGCAGGUUACCAGAAACCCAGAUGUUCCAAGAGGGAGUUUCAGUCCUCAAGAACGUGCAACAAUGGAUGCUAUUGUCUUUGCAAGUCUCUAUCCUCUUUCAAUCAUUAUGGUUGGUGUGGGUGACGGGCCUUGGGAUGCGAUGCAGCACUUCGAUGAUAGCAUUCCUAGGAGAGAAUUUGAUAACUUUCAGUUCGUAAACUUCACUAAGAUCAUGUCAUCAAGCAUGGAAACAGAAAAGAUGGAGGCAGCCUUUGCCUUAGCUGCACUGAUGGAAAUUCCAUUUCAAUAUAAAGCAACUCAAGCCCUAAGACCUAUAAAACGAGGGCGAAUUGGUGCAUCAGUGGUUCUUCCUCCUCCCUCUCGAGUAAUUGAAAUGGAUGAUGCGGCAAACUUGGCUUCAACUAGCAGUAAUCCUUCAACAGAGCAGGACUGCCCGAUUUGCUUAACAAACCGCAAGGACAUGGCAUUUGGAUGUGGUCAUCUGACCUGCAAGAGCUGUGGUGCAGCAUUAACAAAAUGCCCAAUAUGCCGGGCGCCAAUAACGGUGCGUGUGAGGCUUUACGGCUGAUGAUUGAAUGAUGCGAUGCUGGAGAACGCUGCUAAAUUGUUGGUAUGAAUACUUAAAUGAUCAAUCAGUCUUGUGUAGCAUGUUUAUUUUUUAAUAAGCUUCUAACUCUAUGUAUCUUAUGUUUGCCUUUGGAAUUUGGAUCUCAUGGAUUCAUAAAUGAACCAUUCCUGUAGUACCUGGUGUAGAAAAAGCAGGAUUUGGUUUAUGGAAUCUCUCAGAAUUCCUUCCCAGCAUGUUAUUAUUUUUCAUUUUAUGUAUAUGAAACAGUUUGAAGUACAA